AUGUGCAUCUACACACCAGGUGCCAAUGUGCAGAAAGGAAAGCAUUUGGAAACUCCACUCCAUGCUGCUGCCCAGCAUUCUAGUACAGAGAUUGUAAACUUACUCCUUGAAUUUGGGGCAGACAUAAAUGCCAAAAAUACAGAUUUUGAGAGGCCUGUUGAUUUAGCUGCUCCAAGCAGUUUAGUGGAGAGACUGCUGCUCCUCCAUGAAGCCACACCAUCUUCUCUUUGUCAGCUCUGCCGACUACGUAUCCGAAAUUACAUAGGAAGAGCUAGACUGCAUCUUGUCCCACAACUCCAGUUGCCAACGAUAUUGAAGAAUUUCUUACAGUAUAGAUAACAUAGUAAUUAACCUGCAGAAACUUGAAUAACAAGUACUUUUUCUUCAUUCUGUUUAUUGUAAGUUUAAUCUAAAGAACUGCUGGGCGGGUAAAAAGCCUUUGCAUAUUACUUAAAAAAAUAUCUAUAACUUUGACACCUGGUGUUGGUAUCUAAUAAUAAAAAUUGGGAGCCAUUCAGCAGCUGGUACCAAGGUGCUAAUAACGCUGAAUAGAGUAAGUGUGCUGAUGCUCUGGGAAAUGAUUGUAUACCUUUAGCUUAACACUUACUAACUAGCUUUAGUGCUGUUAAUUUUAAUCGUAUUUAUACUUUUAAAAUCUGUUUGACACACCUGAACCACAAAGAGGUUUCUUCAUUAUUAUUUGUUAAGUUUGUCCAUUUGGAGUCAUUAUUUUAUGUGUUUUUAAAUUUCUAUUGUUUGUGUACCUAAAAAGACUUGGUAAUAGGCGCACUAUAUACACUGAUAACAAUAAAACAAAUAUAUGUCAAU
This is a messenger RNA of Mesitornis unicolor (brown roatelo), 828 nucleotides long. RefSeq names its product ankyrin repeat and SOCS box protein 5-like. The transcript has 2 exons. NCBI's taxonomy places the organism in Eukaryota, Metazoa, Chordata, Aves, Mesitornithiformes, Mesitornithidae. Gene Ontology annotation, biological process: protein ubiquitination; positive regulation of protein catabolic process. Bases 1 to 339 code for a protein of 112 amino acids. Gene Ontology annotation, molecular function: protein binding. The record is from RefSeq and is a predicted model, not a curated record.